AUGCCCUCCAACAGGCCCGGAGCAAUUGGGAGGCGCAGGAGGAUCACGUACAGCAAAGACCAACUGAAGGUCCUUUUCGAGGCCUUUGAAAAGGACCCAUAUCCUGAUAUUACUGUCCGAGAAGAACUAGCCAAGCAAAUCCAGAUUCCUCAGUCAAGAAUCCAGGUAUGGUUUCAGAACCGCAGAGGCAGAAAACCCAAGAACACCCAGAAGAGCCCCCAGCGGGAGGCAGACGCUGCGGCUCCCGGAUCCCGCCAGGGUGCACGCCCUGCCCCCCGCCACUAUGGCUUCCAGGGCCUUUCCCCCCCACGUGGCUCCGGCUCUAUGAGCUAUGCCAUCCGAUUCUCCUGCGGGGUGGAGCAAGCCUCUGGGCAAGCAGGCCUCUGGGGGCACACUGGUGUGCUGGGCGCGAAUGCGACCUCUCCCAACCUGGAGACUCCAGCCGAGGCCCUGGGGGCACCUUCUGGGAGUCCCUAUUGUUCCCCGUCUUGGGAAUUCAGCCCUUCAGCUAUGGGUGCAUGUCCUGCUCCCCAACAGCCCUUCUUCCAGGGAGAAGCUGGUGGCAUCGGCACUCCGCUGGGGGACCCCGGGCCGCUCAGGAUACAUGGUGACUGCACCCUGCAAGGGUGGGGGCAGCACUUUCCGUCUGAUGGGCAGCAGCCAUGGCAGGGCUGGCAGCAUCCAGCUGAUUGGGGGCCAGGGUUGGCUCCCCAGAAGCCACUGUUCCAGUACCCUGGAGCCUGGAGGCAGCCUCCUCCCUGA
Messenger RNA from Myotis lucifugus (little brown bat), 762 nucleotides. Its product is annotated as double homeobox protein 4-like protein 4. Lineage: Eukaryota; Metazoa; Chordata; Mammalia; Chiroptera; Vespertilionidae. The transcript has a single exon. Gene Ontology annotation, molecular function: DNA binding. The record is from RefSeq and is a predicted model, not a curated record. Bases 1 to 762 code for a protein of 253 amino acids.